CGGACGUAUGGCAGCAGCCGCCUGUGCCGGGGCCAGAGGAACCCCUGCAACGGCUCUGAGGAGCUCGCCCCGCUGUGCCCUGAGAAUGCUGCCUGUGCCCCGGACGGCCCCGGCCUCUCGCAGUGCCUCUGUGCCAGCCCCUUCCACGGCUACAAGUGUCUGCGGCAGGGCGCCUUCCCUGUGCCGCUCUUCUGCAGCGUGCUGGGGACGGUGACAGCAGCGCUGAGCCUCGCACUAUGGGGCACCCAGCGCCGGCACGCUGCAGGGCCGUGACCGCGAUUGGAGAAGAGGUGUGGGAUGCGACCACACCGCGGGGAACGGGCUGAAUAAAGUGCGCGGUUGUGAUCCUGUGUGUCUGCUCUGCUGCUGGCGCUGCGUGGGUGCGGGAUUGGCGGAUUGGCUUCACAGUGCCCGGUCCUCCAGCAUCGGUUCGGCCGGGCCGUGCGGGAGCGGAGGGGACCGAAAGGAAAGCCCGCGGUCGGAGGUGUGAUGGGGGG
Lagopus muta (rock ptarmigan) is the source of this 497-nucleotide messenger RNA. RefSeq names its product all-trans retinoic acid induced differentiation factor (gene ATRAID). Lineage: Eukaryota; Metazoa; Chordata; Aves; Galliformes; Phasianidae. Gene Ontology annotation, cellular component: intracellular membrane-bounded organelle. The record is from RefSeq and is a predicted model, not a curated record. The transcript is spliced from 3 exons. The annotation marks the transcript as partial. Gene Ontology annotation, biological process: positive regulation of osteoblast differentiation.